AUGCUUCAUCAUGUAAUGAUCGAUCGAAAUCAAAUAUGCGAAAAUAUCGAUCCUAAUAUAAAAUCUAUUUCUAUCAGAAAGGAGAGGCGAAGAUAUAAUCAGUUUCGUGAAAUAGAUGAUGCCAAUAUACUUCUGGACAAAGAACUUGAUCAAUUAGUUAGCUCUAGCGAUAAAGACGAAGAUUGGUUUAACCAAUCAGAUGAUAAUGAAGAUGAUACUCUAAAUAAACAAUUUAUAUCCUCUGAAUUUAAUGAUUUAGAAAUCGAAUCAGACUAUGAAUAUUCUAAUACGAGUGCUGAUUUUAGUGAUAUGUGGAUUCUCUUUAGAUCUUCAAAUAUCAAGAAAGGUUUCGAUUAUCAGAUAUGA
Molecule: messenger RNA, 366 nt
Organism: Funneliformis caledonium
Lineage: Eukaryota; Fungi; Glomeromycota; Glomeromycetes; Glomerales; Glomeraceae
Source: the annotation of a GenBank genome assembly